This is a messenger RNA of Coffea arabica (coffee), 3868 nucleotides long. The record is from RefSeq and is a predicted model, not a curated record. NCBI's taxonomy places the organism in Eukaryota, Viridiplantae, Streptophyta, Magnoliopsida, Gentianales, Rubiaceae.
UUCCUGUUUUUGUUAGUCUUUGCAUCUUAAUAAUAGUAGUCGUACUAGCAAUACCAAUUUUUGAUGUACAAAACAGACGUGAUGAUGAUAUAUUUUUUGUGGAGCUCUUUUUGGAACUUAGCCUCAAGAAAUGAUGGUGCUGUCUACUUUUCUCUGUUGAAGACAGUGAGGCUUAGCUUUGUUGUUCAAUCCUGAUAUACACUGGUGCCGUGUUAACAGCCAUUAUGCCUUCUUUCUUAGAGGGUCCUUUUCCAUAUGGAAAAUCGAAUCUUUAAAAGCCUGUUAGACCCUUUUCAGUUUUCACCGAUCUUUUUCUCCUUUAACCUUUCCAGGUGUUGUGGGUCAGGGAGCAUUAAAUUGGUAAAGCGACUUAAAUCACCAUUUCAUUAUCUGGAUAGAAGGUAGUUAAGAUAUGCAGACCCCAAAAGCAAGGUAAAUUUAAUCCCCUUCUAUUCAUUUUGGCCCCCUCCCUUAAACUAACUGCUAUCUCAAACUGUUUCUGCAAUGUGAUCAAGUUGUUUUCCAUCUCAGGAUGAACUUUAGGAUGCUGAACGUAAAGUAGUCUGCGUUUAAAGUGAAUUUCUUCUGUCGAGUGAUUUCGAACUCAGCUUGUUCUGCUGAUUCUCUGCUUUUACUCUAAUUGUUUUCUGCUAGUUUUUGUUUUGUUUUUUAACCAGUAAGCUUCCUUUCUGGUUGUAUGACAUGCCGAAAAUCUAUUAGGGUAUGUAUGCUGGGAGUUUCAGGGGAUAUUUAGCCCUUGAAUGAUAGUUGCAUUAACAAGUUAUGGUGUUUUUGCUUGCUGAGUCUCGUUGUCAAACAAAUAGUUGCCGGUUGAGCUCUGCCAGUUGAUUUUGAUUGGUAAUUUGUCCUGUUUCUGUAUCUGGCUUGCUGCAAAUUUAGCAGAGACCUUAAACGCCAUUAAUCUUGUGGGCGCCAAACAACCUCUUCAAACCGUAUGGUCAUUUGAUUUUAUUCUCUUACUCUGAAAUAAUGGGACUCAAUUUUCAAUUAUGUAAUCAUGUACUAAGUAGUGAAAGGAAUUUGCAUUAUCUCUUCUAUUUACUAUUCUACUUUGAAGUUAGCUGCACCAACAAAAAUGAGACACUGAUUUUGGUUCUUUCCAACUCAUCUUGCAGUCUUUUUGGUGCACUGCACAUGCAACUAUCCAAUGAGCUUUUGCUAUUUCCCUUGGAUUAACUGUAUUUGAGCAUUAGUGCUGCAAUUCUCUAUCAGACAUUUACAUUCCGUACCUAAAAUUGCAUUUGUCACUACCAUUGUUCAGCUCCUGUUUUCAAAUUCUCAUCAAAUCACGAAACUUCAGGGUGCAGAUAAUGAAUGUUGUGGACAAUUCACCUCUAGAUACAGAAAAUCUAUAUAUUUACUAAGAUGCCAACUAGAACUUUCUUUUUUGCUGCAAUUUGCUUCUCAUCUUAUAACUCACCUACCAUGUUUUCUCAUUUAAUUAUUUUUGAAAAGUUUCUAGUCAUAUGCCAUUGAGAAUAUCAUUAGUUUUGGACUUGCCAGUUGAAGGAACUGCUGUGGAAGAUGUCCAAUUGCAUCUAUUUACUACCUCAUCUGAAAGCUAAAAGCAGUUACAGAUGAGAAUUCUUUAAGAACUCGUACACUCUUAACAACCUGGAAGAAUAUCAUGUUACUAUAAAGACUUCAUCUCCUAUUUUGCUCUGUUCUGCAAAAGAAUAGGUUUCAUGCAUAUAAAGAUACCUGAUUUGGUAAAUCUGAUAGUUAUUAAUCUCACUAUUGUUAUCUGGCUACCAUUCAGGAACGCUACAGGUGAAACACCUCAAAAGAUCUCCCCUCGUGUUGUUUCCUCUGAAGUGGCUUCAAAGCCAUCUCCUCGUUCUGUUUCUUCAGAUGUGCCCCUAAAGCUCUCUCCUCGAGUUGUUCGCCAACUUAAGACAGCUAGCCUGGAUUCUGAUUCUGCUACAUCUUCUUGCCGAGCAAGUAGGACACCAAAAGAUAGAAGCUGUAAAGUAGCUGAGAGAAAAUCACCCCGAAGCCCAGUGCCUGAGUUGCAGAAGAAGCAUCCAAGUAGGGUUGCUGAGCUGGAAUUUCAGAUUUCUCAACUUCAGAAUGACCUAAAGAGAGUGAAGGAUCAGCUAGUUUCCUCGGAAGCAUGGAAGAAGCAAGCUGAGCAAGAUGCUGAAGAAUCAAAGAAGCAGCUCUUAGAAAUGUCUUUAAAGCUCGAAAAGUCACGGGAACAAGUUUUAAAGAAGUCUGGUUCUGAGGAAGCACUUUUAAUUCAGCCCCAGAAGAUCACUGAAGAUCAGGAUUCGCUAUUGCAGUCUCAGCUUGAGGCUAUAAAGAAGCAGCACUCACUUGACUCAGCUGCAUUGGCAUCUGCCGUGAAUGAGAUUAAGGAACUCAAGAUCCAGCUAGAAUCUGUAGCUGAAUCUGAGGCUGCCCGGACGAAGCACGCAGAACUGUCACAAAUUGAGCUUAAUAGCUUGAAGCAAAACCUGACAGAAACUCUUGCUGUCAUGGAAGACAUGAAAAAUGAGCUAAAAGACUGCAAAGAAUCAGAAGCUCAGGCUCGAGUACUUGUAGGUGAGACACUGAUGCAAUUGGAAACAGCGAAAAGGACCGUUGAGUGCCUCAGGUCUGACGGUGUUAAAGCUGUUGAGGCAUUUGAUUCAAUAGCUUCAGAAUUGGAGCAGUCAAGGGCUCGUAUAAACUUGUUGGAGGGGAUUGUCAGUGAACUGAAAGCUGACACCAAAAUUGUAGAUGGUUAUGGUUCCCAAACUGCAGGUGAUCAGGAAAUCACAUUUGGGACUGAAGAAAAAGCAAACCUUGGGAACUCAAAUGAAGGAGAACUAAAUUCUCUUAAAUCUGAAGUGGAACAACUAAAGUCUGCUCUAGAAGCAUCUGAGAUCCGAUACAGUGAAGAGCAAAGUCGAAAUGCUGCAGAGAUCAAAAGUGCUUAUAAAUUGGUUGAACAAAUUAAAUCUUCCUCCAUUGACAAAGAGGCUGAACUUGAAGCGGAGCUCCAGAAAACAAUAGCUGAAGUUGAAGAGUUGAAGGCAGAUCUUAUGGAUAAAGAAACUGAAUUGCAGGGUAUUUGUCAGGAGAAUGAGGAUCUGAAUCUGAGGCUAGAGAACUUCCUGUCUAGCCGCACUAGUUAUGAACUUGAAAAGGAGAUCCAGAAAGCAAUGGAAAGUAUUGAACACUUGAAGGCAAAUUUGAUGGAUAAAGAGACAGAACUGCAAAACAUUGUCGAAGAAAACGAAAUGUUGAAGACAGAGAUCAAGAAAAAGGAAAUUAACAAGGGGAAAGUGAAUGAUGAAAUUGUUGACGAACUUGAAUCUGCAAGAGCUGCAGAGCGUGAGGCUCUGAUGAAGCUGGGGUAUAUGACGGAGGAAGUCGACAAGAGUAACAGGAAGGUAGCACGAGUGUCUGAACAGCUGGAGGCAGCUCAAACUGCGAAUUCAGAGAUGGAAGCUGAGUUGAGAAGGUUCAAAGUGCAGUCUGACCAGUGGAGGAAGGCUGCAGAAGCAGCUGCUGCCAUGCUUUCAUCAGGAAACAACGGGAAGUUCAUGGACCGAACAGGAUCGAUGGACAGUAAGUAUAGUCCGAGGUCGGGGAGGAUUUCUUCACCUUAUUCUGAUGAUGGGGAUGAUGAUUUGCUGAAGAGGAAAAGUCCAAACAUGCUCAAGAAAAUUGGUGUCCUGUGGAGGAAGCCUCAGAAAUAGCAGCAUUGCGGGGCGUUUCUUGUUAACAAGUACUAGGAAUUGAAGCAGUAGCAUCUUUUGUAGUCUUGUUUGAACUAAUGUACGACCUAAAUUAGAUGAAAAAUCGAUUUCUUGACUCCAUGGAAUUCCUGGUCUGUCAGUCGUCUAUCUCCUUUAUAUCA